This is a messenger RNA of Charadrius vociferus (killdeer), 1089 nucleotides long. It is a transcript of the gene TIA1, whose product is annotated as TIA1 cytotoxic granule-associated RNA binding protein. NCBI's taxonomy places the organism in Eukaryota, Metazoa, Chordata, Aves, Charadriiformes, Charadriidae. Bases 1 to 1089 code for a protein of 362 amino acids. The record is from RefSeq and is a predicted model, not a curated record. The transcript has 13 exons. Gene Ontology annotation, molecular function: mRNA binding.
AUGCGGGUCUCCUUUUCCCAGGGGUACGUGGGGAACCUGUCGAGAGAUGUGACAGAAGCUCUAAUCCUCCAGCUGUUCAGCCAGAUCGGACCAUGCAAAAACUGCAAAAUGAUAAUGGAUACAGCUGGAAACGAUCCCUACUGUUUUGUGGAGUUCUACGAGCACCGGCACGCGGCUGCAGCACUGGCUGCUAUGAACGGCCGGAAGAUAAUGGGUAAGGAGGUCAAAGUGAACUGGGCGACGACCCCCAGCAGCCAGAAGAAAGACACCAGCAACCAUUUCCAUGUCUUUGUCGGAGACCUCAGUCCAGAAAUUACAACUGAAGAUAUAAAAGCAGCUUUUGCGCCGUUUGGAAGAAUAUCAGACGCGCGUGUGGUUAAGGACAUGGCGACGGGCAAAUCCAAAGGAUAUGGCUUUGUUUCCUUCUUCAAUAAGUGGGAUGCAGAGAAUGCGAUUCAGCAGAUGGGCGGUCAGUGGCUCGGCGGAAGGCAAAUCAGAACGAACUGGGCGACGAGAAAACCUCCGGCUCCAAAGAGUACAUACGAAUCCAACGCCAAACAACUGUCUUACGACGACGUGGUCAACCAGUCCAGCCCCAGCAACUGCACCGUGUACUGCGGAGGCGUCACCUCAGGACUGACAGAACAGCUCAUGCGCCAGACCUUCUCUCCCUUCGGGCAGAUAAUGGAAAUUCGAGUCUUCCCAGAUAAAGGCUACUCCUUUGUACGGUUUAAUUCUCACGAAAGCGCCGCUCACGCCAUCGUUUCCGUCAAUGGAACGACUAUAGAAGGACAUGUGGUGAAGUGCUACUGGGGAAAGGAGACGCCGGACAUGAUCAGCCCGGUCCAGCAGAACCAGAUCGGCUAUCCGCCGGCGUACGGGCAGUGGGGCCAGUGGUACGGCAACGCCCAGAUCGGCCAGUACGUGCCCAACGGCUGGCAGGUCCCCGCCUACGGCAUGUACGGGCAAGCGUGGAAUCAGCAGGGAUUUAAUCAGACGCAGUCGUCGGCAGCGUGGAUGGGCGCCGGCUACGGGGUGCAUUGGGCGGUGAGCUCCUGCCUCCCCUUACUGGCAGUUUAUCCCGUGUAA